This is a messenger RNA of Neogale vison (American mink), 3393 nucleotides long. RefSeq names its product RAB5B, member RAS oncogene family (gene RAB5B). Lineage: Eukaryota; Metazoa; Chordata; Mammalia; Carnivora; Mustelidae. The transcript is spliced from 6 exons. The record is from RefSeq and is a predicted model, not a curated record. The coding region runs from base 201 to 848 and encodes 215 amino acids. Gene Ontology annotation, molecular function: GTP binding; GTPase activity.
AGGACGAGGAGGAGGAGGAGGGGCAGGAGGGUUUGGUUGAGCUGCAGCUGUUUGUCUGUUCGACACAGGCUUCGGCCCGACGGGGGAGACGGAGCCCCAGGACUGUUGAAGCCUGAAGUCCCCUCCCCUUUCCCCUUCCCCCCUUUGCCGCUUUGUGGCAUCCCCCUCCCUCCACCCUUUCCCAUUCUCAGAAUCUAGCCAUGACUAGCAGAAGCACAGCCAGGCCCAAUGGGCAGCCUCAGGCCAGCAAAAUAUGCCAGUUCAAAUUGGUCCUGCUGGGUGAAUCUGCAGUGGGGAAGUCUAGCCUGGUAUUACGUUUUGUCAAAGGGCAGUUCCAUGAGUACCAAGAAAGCACCAUUGGAGCGGCCUUCCUCACCCAGUCUGUUUGUCUAGAUGACACAACAGUCAAGUUUGAGAUCUGGGACACAGCUGGGCAGGAACGAUACCAUAGCUUGGCCCCCAUGUACUACAGAGGUGCCCAAGCUGCCAUUGUGGUUUAUGACAUUACUAAUCAGGAAACCUUCGCCCGAGCGAAGACAUGGGUAAAGGAACUACAGCGACAGGCCAGUCCUAGCAUCGUUAUUGCCCUGGCAGGGAACAAAGCUGACCUGGCCAAUAAGCGCAUGGUGGAGUAUGAAGAGGCCCAGGCAUAUGCAGAUGACAACAGCUUAUUGUUUAUGGAGACUUCAGCCAAGACAGCUAUGAACGUGAAUGAUCUCUUCCUGGCAAUAGCUAAGAAGUUGCCAAAGAGUGAACCCCAGAAUCUGGGGGGUGCAGCAGGCCGAAGCCGGGGUGUGGAUCUUCAUGAACAGUCCCAGCAGAACAAGAGCCAGUGUUGUAGCAACUGAGGGGGUGGCUAGCAGCAAACAAGUAUGGAGCUAGCACGAGAGCUAAGAAAUAACCUCCAUCCCCACCCCUCAGCACACAGCCCCUACGGUAACAGCACACUGAGCCCUGGCUCCCAAGGGCUGCCUCCUGACAGCUCCGUCAUGGCACUUUUUAACGCUUCAGCAACCAACACCAGGCAGCUGUUGCCACUGGCCUCUUACCCCUACUCUGGGGCUUAGGGGUCAGAUCCCCCAGGACUUACCUUCCAAAACAAACUUUCUUCACUUUGUAUUAUAGGUGCAAGACAGAGACCUACUUAUCUUUCCUCCUCCUCCUCCUCAUUUUUUCAGAAAACAUUUUUUUGUCUUUGCCCUUUCCCCUUCUGCUUUUGGUCAGUCCCUGUUCUUGAUCCCCUUUUCCUCCUCUCCCCAGGAUGGAGAAGGUGAUGAACCCAGGAACUGAGGAAGGAGAUUUCCAGUUCAGUCACAUUAAGGGCCCUGGGGGGGGAGAAUAAGGCUCAGAGCAGGAGGGAGUAAGGAAACAGUUCCUUUUUUGGGAGAGGGGGGUUGGAGUUUCUCAUAUGAAAACACUGCAGUCUCCACGAGUUGGCCUUGUGGAGGGUGUUUAUAGGUAGAGGUGAGAAAUGGAAGGCAAGCUCUUGGGUACCGGAUAGGAGUUGUGUUAGUUAGCUGGGCAGAGGUGGAGGAGGUGGAGAUGUAGUGUCACCUGUGGCUCUGGAACUGUUCCAAGGCCUAACUACCCCCUCACCCAGCCUCUUAGGUAGCUCCUCCCCCAUAGUGGGGGAGACUCUGGACCCCAGAGUCCUCCAAAGAAUCUUCACUGGUUGCCUGCAUCUUUGGCUCUGCUGUGAUCUAAUUAGAGGAGGGACCAGUUUCUGAUACCCAUCCUCUGAUUUAUACAUAUGCAUUUCCCCCCACCCCCGGCCUUUAGAUGGCCUCAGCCCCAGCCACUAUAUUCCCCUGCAGUUUGCACUUUAAUUGGUGGUAGUUCAGUUGGGAUACUUGUUUUAUGGGGGUUUUGAUUGAUUUACCUGCCCUCUCACCUUUAAAUUAAAUGGAAUCCAAGGUAGUAUAUAUAUGAGGUUUUGGGAGGGGCUGUAGAGAACAGGACCAGUGGCAGCUACUUAAGCCCGGUCUCCACUGCUUGCUUCCUCCAACUCUGAUUCUUAACCUGUAUUCUUGCCAACCUAGCUCUCGAGUAUAGGUUUGCCUUUCCUGGGGAAUUAACUGAGCAACUGGAGAGCGGUCUCAGGAUAGCCUAGGCCAUGGUAUGGGAGUAAAGAGGGGUCAGGCAAGAGGGAGGAGUUUUCUGUCCUUUCCCAAGGUUCAUGUUCAAUGAUCCACCCAUUACCAUGUCUUUUCUACUUCCCUGUAAAUAGGUAUGAUCUUUAUUCUCACUGUACAGUCUGUUCUGUCCUCCACCUCCUCUCAGGCCCUGUAUCUUUUUCCCUUUGUUAGUAUGUUUGGUUUAGUCCCUCCAUCCUUAUCCUUAUACCCACCCCCAGCCAGUGGUUUAAUCCACAUACCACUAGGGGCUAAUACCACAGAGGCCUACUUGUGGCCCCCUCAUACUGUAACACCUGUUCCUGUGGAUAGGGAACAACUGGCACUGAAGGUCCGUCACAGCUGUCUCACAUCACCAGGGAACGUGGGUGGGUCCUUUCUAAAUCUCUAGCCACUCCUCACAUCCCUCAUCAGGUAUUUUAGGAUGUCUUUGGGAAGUCAUCAAGGCAAGAGAGAACUCUAAACUCCUUGUUCCAACCCAGAGUUUUGGGAAAAUUGGGGGAAGUAAGAUAGGAAAGGUCACAGUGACCUAAGAUUGGAACCUUUCUACCCUUUGAUUUGCAGACUGCCUUCUGUCCCAGAGCAGCUGAAAAAUCCUUGGAGCUGAGACUCUGAAGGACCCAGCUUAGGUUCUUCCACUUAGGACUCAUUUCCCUUCCUUUUCCAGGGGCAGCCUUAGUUCCCGUGGCCCUGAAACACACAUACAUUUUCCCUUUCCUUUCCCAGCACCUACCAGCCUCCCAAAGCACCCAGUGCGUCCUUAUAAGUGGAAGAACUAGGAUAGCUCUCUUAGAUUCCUUAGAAAUGAAGGUUUUUUGGGUUUUUUUGUUUGUUUGUGUGUUUCUCUCUGCAUCUUUCCCCAUGGAACAGGAGUAAAGUGUUUCAUUGCCUUGGGGCUGGGAAACCAUUUCUCCAGGCUUCUUCUCCCCUCCACAGCCCCCUAUGGAACAGGAUUGGCCUUAGCUUCUGGGCCUAUCUGCUGCCUUCCUUCUAUUUCCUACUAGCUCCUCUGCUUUCCUUUGAGCUCUCUUGGGCUUGGGGAUCUUAGUUUUUUAUUUCCCAGCUCUUCCUUUUUUUUUCUUCUGAUCAGUUUUUUUGGCGGGUGGGGUAUCCUUUUCUUUUCUUCUAAGAAAGCAUUUGCCUUUUUCCCCUUUUCUUCCUCUCCCAACAUAACAAUCGUGGUAACAGAAUGCGACUGCUGAUAUACCGAUGUAUUUAAUGUAAGUAAAAAAGGAAAAAAAAAAAAGAAAAGAAAAAUGUA